CCUCAUCAUCACAAGACUUUAGUCAAAGACACAAACCGUUAGUACGACAGCUAUGGAUAGUGCUAGGACCGAAAAAUUGAGGGAGAUCCGGAAGUUGGCGUCUGGUCAUAUCCUUGAUUGCACGUUCAUCUCGGAGGACCAGGAUGCUGUGAAGGCUGUAAUAGAACAUCCGGGCAUGAACUCCGGCGACUAUGAUAUCAACGGUCAACCUAAACUUUGGCAGAUGAUGAGGCUAAUGGGGACAGCUAGAUUCUUCGCUCAUUCCCACCCUCUGGACUCCUCUGGUAGAACAUUCCGGGAUUUUUCUAAAAUGACAAGUGAUAGGAUGACAUUUAUGAUAUCGUCAGAAAUUAUUUUCUACAAAGACCUUUACGAUUUUUCUAUUAAAAAGGCCCCUCUCCGAAUGCAUGUAAUUGGUGGAUACAUUGGCAACUCGUCGUUAAACUCAAUCACAAAAAUGUUUGAUUCUACAGAAAAAGUUUUGCUGUCUUCAAGCGUAACACAGGUCGUAAGCAUCGAUAAAUCCUCACGAAGACCGAAACCACUUCCGGACUGGUGGCGGGAAAAAUAUGCAGAAUCAGCAAAAGAAUAUGUGUCUCUGACAUUUAACAAAAUGGCGCGGCCAGCUGAAGCUAGUUCCUAUGAGUGUCGCGUGGCCUGGAGUGAUACGGACUCCUAUUGUCACACAAACUGGGCUUCAUACGCUAGGUAUGUUGUAGACGCCGCCCAUCACUCCUCGCGUAAAGGCGACCUGAAACAUUUCGAUGAGAAUUUGAUCAGAGGUCUACACAGAAUUGAACUCCACUACUGUGGGGAGAGUUUUGUGGACGAUACUCUCACUGUGUAUUCCUGGGAGGACCAAAACAAUUCGAACAACCUCUACUUCGAUUUAUGUAAAGAUGAUAAAUCUAUAUUUCAGUGUAAGUUUUAUUUUUUUGAGAGUUAGAAUUCAGUGACUUGAAUAACAUCACUUAGAUUCAUCUUGUCGAACCAGGGACGUAUAUGUCUGUCAUAUACGUCCCUGGUCGAACGAAAGUCCAAGUCAUAGAAGUGGCGUGAUAUGAGACCUGUUAA
Messenger RNA from Ylistrum balloti, 1074 nucleotides. RefSeq lists its product as uncharacterized. The record is from RefSeq and is a predicted model, not a curated record. Bases 53 to 946 code for a protein of 297 amino acids. NCBI's taxonomy places the organism in Eukaryota, Metazoa, Mollusca, Bivalvia, Pectinida, Pectinidae. The transcript has 3 exons.